This is a messenger RNA of Sebastes umbrosus (honeycomb rockfish), 5492 nucleotides long. It is a transcript of the gene kdm4b, whose product is annotated as lysine (K)-specific demethylase 4B. The coding region runs from base 184 to 3786 and encodes 1200 amino acids. Gene Ontology annotation, cellular component: nucleus. NCBI's taxonomy places the organism in Eukaryota, Metazoa, Chordata, Actinopteri, Perciformes, Sebastidae. The record is from RefSeq and is a predicted model, not a curated record. Gene Ontology annotation, molecular function: histone H3K9 demethylase activity. The transcript has 22 exons. Gene Ontology annotation, biological process: chromatin remodeling.
CAACCAAUCACGAAGCGUAGUUUCUCGGGGGUGGGCGUGACUCCUAGUAGCCUCAGCUAGCUAAUGCUAGACGACAAAUCCAUCCAGGAAAAUUAUACAAAACGAAACCAAAUCGAGUGAUCAAAACAAGGAGAGGAAAACUACUAGCUGCAGGAGGUUUACCUGCAACCCUUAGCAGACCCAAUGGCUACCGACAUGCCCAUGGACACGGUGCCGGCUCCUCUCCUUGCCCCAGCCUCACCCCCCGACCCUGCCCCCGCCCCAGCCUCCACUCCUGAUCUCAGCUCCAGUGCGACCCAAGACCAGACUUCCACCCAGGAGCCAGCAAUAGCUGAAAUCCCAGACACGGCGGUGACCUCGGAACAUGAUGCUGCUCCAGAUCUCACCCCGGCUCUGCCUACAGACCCAGACGUGGCCCCAGUCCUUGUUCCGGGUUCUGAGCUGCCACCGGCCCUUCUGAUGCCAAUCUGCACCAAGAAUCCCAGCUGCAAGAUCAUGACCUUCCGGCCCACCGUGGAGGAGUUCAAAGACUUCGCCAAAUACAUCGUCUACAUGGAGAGUCAAGGAGCUCACCGUGCUGGCCUGGCAAAGGUGAUUCCCCCGGAGGGCUGGAAGCCACGGAGGUCAUAUGACACCAUCGAAGACAUGGUGAUUCCAGCUCCCAUCAUGCAGGUGGUGACCGGACAGUCGGGUCUGUUCACCCAGUACAACAUCCAGAAGAAGUCUAUGACCGUGAGCGAGUACCGCAAGCUGGCCAACAGCAAGAAGUACUGCACACCCCGGCACAAAGACUUUGACGACCUAGAGAGGAAGUACUGGAAGAACCUGACAUUUGUGUCUCCCAUUUAUGGCGCCGAUGUCAGUGGCUCCAUCUAUGAUGAGGACAUUCAAGAGUGGAACAUUGGCCAUCUCAACACGCUGCUGGACAUGGUGGAGCAGGAGUGUGGCAUCGUCAUUGAGGGGGUCAACACUCCCUACCUGUACUUCGGCAUGUGGAAGACCACAUUUGCCUGGCACACUGAGGACAUGGACCUCUACAGCAUCAACUACCUGCACUUUGGACAGUCAAAGUCCUGGUAUGCCAUCCCACCCGAGCAUGGCAAGAGGCUGGAGAGGCUGGCACAAGGCUUCUUCCCUGGCAGCUCCCAAGGCUGUGACGCCUUCCUUCGCCACAAGAUGACGCUGAUAUCUCCCUCCAUCCUGAAGAAAUAUGGCAUUCCCUUUGACAGGAUAACUCAGAAUGAAGGGGAGUUUAUGAUCACCUUUCCUUAUGGCUACCAUGCUGGCUUCAACCAUGGCUUCAACUGCGCAGAGUCCACAAACUUUGCCACCCUGCGCUGGGUGGAUUACGGCAAAAUGGCUACCCAGUGUACCUGUCGUAAAGACAUGGUGAAGAUCUCCAUGGACGUGUUUGUGCGCUGCCUGCAGCCAGGUCGCUACGAUAUGUGGAAGCAGGGCAAAGACAUCACAGUGUUGGAUCACCUCAGGGCCACUGUGCUCAACAGCCCCGAACUAGAGCGCUGGAGGGAGCAUCGUGUAAGCCACCGAGCAAAUGUCCUGCGAAGGGCCAUGCAGAAGAUGAAGCAGGUCCGUCGUCUAAAGCUGGAGGAGGUGAAGGUGCUGGCGGAGGAAGGCAUUGAGCUGAAUGCUGCCGAGUACCAGCGUCAGGUGGAAGAGCGUGAGGCCCAGCGGAGGCAGGAGAGAGAGGAGCGCCUAGCCAAAGAGGCAAUGCUGACCCUGGAGGCCCUGGAGCGUGAAGAGCAGGAGGCUGCCGAGGCCGCUGCUAAAGCAGCAGAGGCUCCAGCUGUAGAGGUACAAGAACCCGAGGCCAAACCACAGAUCCUGACAGAGGACACAGAGAAAAAGAAGCCGAAAAAGCCAAAGAAGAUGUCAAAUAUCAACAGCAUCACUGGGUUUGAGGAAGUAUUUCAGCAGUUUGCUACAUCCAGCAUCAAGACUUCAAAGAACGCCAUGUUAAGUCAUCCAGAGGCGGGGAACCUUCUCACUCCAAGACAGAGUGACAUCCCCGCAGACAACAAGCUGGAUGUGAGUGCGACCCAGGCAUGCUACUCCAAGGUGAAGAUGCCAACAGAGGUAAAAAAGAGUCGCCGUCACCCCCUCAGCAAGCCACCCAAGCGCUCCCCUCUGUCCAUCCUCAAACAAGACCUGGCCAGCGACAAAGAGCUGUCCUCCCCCAUGCCGCUGGACAGCGACAUGAAGAAACAGGAGCACCUGUGGCAGAAUCACUCGCCCAACUUCCUGGCAGAGAAGGCCUUCAAUAUUGCAGUGGCAGCAAUCCCACCACACUGUGCUAUCUGUUUACUCUUCUGUCCCUACACAAAGCCACACAAAGAUUCUUUUGUCGACACCCAGCGUGCCUCCCCACCCCGUCUGACUCGUCCCCUGGUCCCAGAGAUGUGCUUCAGCGUUGGUGCCGGCAACACCGAGCCUCCACCCACCAACUAUCACAUUGGAGAGGAUGGAACCAGUCCUCUGCUCUGCUGUACAUCUUGCCACAUGCAGGCUCAUGCCAGUUGUUACGGUGUGAAGCCAGAAUCUGUCAGUGAACCCUGGAUGUGCUCCAGGUGUGCAACAAGAGCCUGGACUGUGGAGUGUUGUCUCUGUAACUUGCGGGGAGGAGCUUUGAAGACGACCACAGACAACCGGUGGGUCCAUGUCAUCUGUGCCAUCGCUGUACCUGAAGCUCGCUUCGUCAACGCCAUCGAGAGGGAGCCGGUGGACGUCAGUGCCGUUCCAGAAACACGCAAGAAUCUGAAGUGUGUGUUCUGCCAUGGCGAGACUACCAAUCAGAACCGCGGCGCCUGCAUCCAGUGCUCGUACGAGAACUGUGCCACCUCCUUCCACGUCACCUGCGCCCAACUCGCCGGAGUAGUCAUGACGCCAGCCGACUGGCCGUAUGUGGUGAACGUCACCUGCCAAAGGCAUAAAAGGGCCCCUCAGAAGCCUCGGACAGCACCAAAAGGCCCGCCGAGUCUGAACCUGGGCCAGAGGGUGAUCGGUCGCAACAGUGACGGCUGGUACUACCACUGCACCAUCAUCGGCAUGGCAACGCAGACGUUCUACGAGGUCAACUUUGACGACGGCUCGUACUGUGACAACGUGCACCCAGAAAACAUAUUAAGUCACGACUGCCUGCGUACCGGUCCUCCUGAGGUGGGGGAGUUGAUUGUGGUCAGCACGCCCGAGGGUCAGGUCGUCAACGCUUCCUUUGUCAGACAGCACACCCAUAAGUUCUACCAGGUGGAGUUCCAGGACCAGAGUCAGCUGAUACUGAAACACUCAGAGAUCCAUCAGCUGGACCAGGAACUGCCGAAGAGGGUCAGAGCCAGACUGGCCAUACCUGUACCACAGGGGGAGGUUUCGUCAGCAGAUGAAGCCCAAGCAGCCAAACGGCGCUGCCUACCCUCAGGCUCAGCCCCGCCCGCUGAAACCCGCAUGGAGACGACCAAUAAACCGGCCUGCCCCCUAACUACAGCCCUGGUAGCAGCACCAGCAGCAGCACAUCACAGUAUUCAUACACUGCCGACCUCACAACCUCUACCCCAGCCCAUCACUACCCCUGCCUCAACCAAUGGUAUUCAGAUGGACGCUGAGACCCCAAUGGACACGAGCGUCACCCUCACCGACGCUCUAACAGAGUCGAGCCUGGCUUCGGACCCCACGCUGACUCCGCAGUCGACCCCUUUUUCAGUCGACGUUUCCUACAUGGAGAGCCUCCUCCAUUCACAUUUCACUCAGGACAGUAGCCCCGGACCCAUGUAUUAAAAAACCAACUCCACUAUAUUAUUACUCAGCCAGUGGAGGCUGAGCCAAUAGGAAGUAAGCUAAUGGAGAAGGAUUUCGACUGAGUGCUGUAUUAAUGGACAAAAACAUUUCCUCCACCGGCUCUAAGAGUUCAGGGCUGGAGCGAAAAAGAAACACACAAGCACUCUUUUAAUGCAUGUUACUUUUCUAUUUUUGAGUUAAUGUAUUUGCAGUGGUGCUUUGGCGUGCUCUGAAGCAGCAGCUGAAGAAAGCUUUUUUUAUUUUUAAAAUUAUUAUUAUUAUUAUUAUUUGUUGUUUUUUAGGCCUUUUGGGGUUUUUCCGUUUUUGGUCAGCUGCUGUGCUUUUCUCCUCCCAUCUUAAUAUAAAUACGUCUCUGGGUGUUUUCGACUCCAUACCUCAUUGCAUUAAUUCAGUAACAGCACACUCCCAUUUUCUUUUGUACAGGAAGCUAAUUACUACGACGGCCUCUAAGCAUUGAGGCCCCCGGUGGACUUCACUUCUUCUUUUUUCUUUUUCAAAAUCAAAUAACCAGCAACAAAAUAUCUAUUUUUCAAUCCGGCCACUCGUGGCUUUGAAACUGUUUGGUGGAAUUAAAGUGUCACAUUGUCCAUCUGCAGGAUAUUUUCAGUAAUGUGUUUUAUUGUCAAAUUGCAAGAGUUAAACUGGGGGAAUGGGGGUAAAAAUAAUGUAUUGUAGGGGGAACUCAGUAUUUAAAUGUCUUAGUCAAAUAUUGAAAUAAUUAUUUGUAAUAGAAGAAACAUGUUGAAUGCAAACACUAGUAGAAUUGUCUGCAGGAUGCAUUGAUUUUUUUGUGAAGAUGUGUCACGGUAGUUAACAGAUGAGACCUUUAUGUAUUGACAUCGUUCAAACUGUCAUUUGGCAGCUCCACUUUUCACACCCGAAACUGUCUCAGGGUUCCUACAUGUGGAAAAUAAAUUUUGUUUUGUCAUCCAAGUCUUCACGCAGUUAAAGAAGUAUAGAACAGCCCGGAAAAAUUCCUCAGUCGUAAUUGGAACAUGAAUAUCCGUUGCUUAUGAUGUCAUUUUGCUCCUGUUAACAGAUUGUCCAUCAUAAUGAGUGCUAUCUUUGUUCACGGUCACUUUUCUCCUAUUAGCACAUCAACUGGCCAAAACUAUGAGGUAAAUUUAAAGGAUGAAAGUCUGGAAAAUGUUUGAUAUUUGGAAAAAGGAAAAUAUGUAUAUGUAGGAACCCUAAAAUCUGGAAAUAUGUUGUUCUCUUGGUUCUUCUUGGUUUAAAUUGUAUGUAUAAGUCAAUAUUGUAUAUUAAUAAUAUCUGUUUUUUCUAUUACUGUAUCCUUUCUAUGUUAAUUUUCUGAAUUGAAUUCACAAACUAGGCCAAUUUAAAAUAAUGAGUUUAUUUUUGACAGAUUUUCACAGGCAUAUUACUCAGUUUGUACUGGCAAAUACAUCUUUCUUUUCCCAGAUAUGACCAUUUUGUGCUUCAGAGGUGCUAUAGAGACAUUGAACUACUGAUGGACUGAGUUUUCCAACACUGUCAACUUGUACAUACUGCAGGCCUUGUGUAUUGUGAAUCAAAUUUGUAAAUGUCGCACAUAUACCUUUCUUUUUCAUUUCUGUUCUUUCUGUCACCACAACUGAAAUGUUGGGACACAGAUGUGUUCAUGUAUCCAAAUGAUUUCCAUCAAGAAAAUUUUAUUUCAUAGGGAUUAAAGUGGGUUGCUAGUC